GCCCUUAGCCCCCAACCCGCAGCCCCAAGCGCACCCCCCGAAGCCGUAGGCGCUCAGGCCCGUCUCGCUUACCUCGGCUGGGCUUCUGCCCAUUAGCCCAAGCGCGGGCUCUCGCCCUUGCCUUCUUUUUACCCCCUUUCAUGCUGGUGUCACGCCCCCCGUCCCGCUCCUCUCCUAAGCCCCUCUCGCAGCCCCCAUCUCAAUACGAUGCAGUCUGCGAAUCUCGCGCUCUGCACUGCAAAGUCUGUCGUGUUUGCGUGACUAGGAGCAUCGUACCGCUAGCGUAAUUCCCCCUCACCUCUCUGUCUCGCUCUCUCUCGCGCGCUUCGUCGAUUGUGGAUUGAUCGACCAUUCGGCCCUCGAUUCGUCGAGCUUGUUUUCAGCGCUUCUGCCUUGCCUAGCUGAGGAUUGAGCACCUACCUAUGUCCGCUUCUGGCCGAGCGAGGCCGCCUCGCGAGACAGAGAGCGAGCACUAGCGGCGAGCAUCUGUUGCGCAGCCCCUGUGUUGGUGAGCGACAUCUUGGAGCUACAGGCCGCUUUUUCCCAAGCGAUCCACUGGCCGGAUGUGAGCAGUAGAAGGAGAUAGAGAAGCGGACAGAGACUUCGUGUCCGAGUUGUUGCCUCUCCCUUCGUCGAGAACACGAAGUACGAGCUCUUUCGGAAGAACAGUGUGAAGUUGUGAAGAGGCAACGGAGCUUUAGAGUGAGUGCCGCAUGUCGCAGGAAUUGAUCGUCUCUAAAGAGUAAUUUUGAGGAGGAGGAAAAGGAAAGGGUUUUGUCACAUCGGGCUUCAUCACGGAGGAGGAGGAGCAGGAAGAGGAGGAAAAAUCGGGCGGGAAGAAAAAACUAGUCUGAUAAUCUGGACGGGACGGGACGGAAGGUCUUAAGAUAUCGAGCUGCUCGGAGGACGAGGGGUCGACCUCGAUGGAGGACCCUGAUCACGUGAGAGAUUGCACUCGAAGACAUUUCUAUGAGCCCAUGAACAAGGUGCCGAGGUAUCGUUACUGGACAGUGUCUGAGAAGCAUGGGAAGGUUGGAGACGACGAGGAGGACGGGGAGAGCGGGAUCGGUCUGCUGGGAGCCGAUCAGAUACUGGCAAUCAUUCAGCAUUUGCCCAUUCAGGCCGUGAUAUCGUUUGGCAUGACCUGCAAGAGGUACAAGGCGAUUGCGGAGACUGACGCGCUGUGGCUCAACAUUUGCAAGCGCGAGUGGGGCAGCCGAGCCGUCGAAGCAUGGCCCAGCGCAGGGCGCCAGAAGGCCGGAUGGAAAGGCCUCUACCGGCAGAUGGUCGUCCUCGGAGCCGCAGCCUGGCAGCGAGUGCAGCAAGGGCCAGUCUCGCCCACGCCUCGAGCCUCUCACACCAUGAAUGUCGUCAAUGGGAGGAUCACCAUUUUCGGUGGUGGCUGUGAUGGGGGGCGGCACUUGGACGACACAUGGGUGGCUCCGGUGCCUGAGCCGAUCUGUGCACCGGUGCAAUGGCAGCUGGUGUGUUCAGGCCUACCUUCCGGCCGGUUUCAGCAAAGCUGCACUGCUGUUGGAGACGACCUGUUGCUGUUCGGGGGAAUAAACGAUAAAGGAACCAGGCUUAGUGAUACAUACAUCAACAGUGGGGGAAUGGUUGCAGGGGAUGGAGAGAGGCCGCGAUCUCCCUGGCGGCUGCUGGAUGUGAGUACAGCUCCACCUCCUCGAGGAGCUCAUGCUGGAUGUUAUGCCGGCGAUAGGAAGGUAGUCAUUUUUGGAGGUAUUGCAUCUGACGCAACGAGGCUCGGCGAUACGUGGAUCUUGGAUCUGGCUGCCACUCCACUCUGCUGGCAAGAGGUUGUGACUCCCACUUCUCCCCAACCGAGGGCGGGCCACACUCUCACUUGGGUCGGCGGCAAACGGAUGGUUUUGUUCGGUGGCCGAGGAGCCAAUUUUGAGGUAAUGAAUGACGUCUGGAUGCUGGACUUGGAGGAAGAGUAUCCUUCGUGGGUGGAGCUUCAAAGCAGCAUGCUCCAACCCGGGCAUGAUCACCCAGGUCCACGCUCGGGCCAUUCUGCCACGCUGAUUUUCGGAGGUAGAGUCCUCAUUUUUGGAGGAGAGGACUCGAGGAGAGUCAGGAAGGGAGAUGUGUGGGUGCUGGAUCCCAGCAUGGCCCUUCAAGCUGGUUCAGAUAAAUCGUCCUACCAAGGACAAGGAGGAUUCUCCAGAAGUAGAAGCUCUGGGAAUUCGAGUAGUUACAGGUACUCUCGACGCCUUUGGAAGAGACUGAAGCAGUCGGGCAGACCUCCGAGCAAACGAUCCUUCCACGGAGCCUGUGCCGUAGACUCCGGGAAACAUGUCCUCAUCUUCGGUGGGAUGGUGGACGGCGAGGUCAAUCCUGCCACUGGCGCUGCUGGACUCGGAUUCGACUCGGAGCUUCACAUACUGCAGUUGGUGCCGUGAAGAAGAGCCGAUGGUUUUCGUCGUCCUUGUUACCACAACCUGCAAAACACAGGGCUUGGACUGGGUCCCAUGGUUGGUCAAUUGACGAGAGUGAACGCGACUCCACCAAUCGAUCUUUGUGGAGAGCAGGUUCGCCGGAUGUCGGUCGUCAGGGUAAGAUCUAAGCACGUGUAUUGUUUGUUGGGCUUCUGGAACCCGAUAUGAGCUAGUAUGAUGCAGGAUUUAAGCCUAUGAUGGCGGCCGCCAGCUUUAGUGCUGCUUGUGAAUAUUUUAAUAUGACGCAGCUUAUCAGAUUGGCAUCCGUCUACAGGUAAUAUGUAAAUUAGUGCCGUGAGCCGAGUUCAUCGGUCCAGGCACACGAGGCAUUUCAUCGAGGCCGAACAAUCUACGAGGUCCGCUUUUGUAACAGCCGAUCGACAGGCCCUCCCAAGUAUCAGCUUUGUAUCUUCUAUAGACGGUUAGAUAUCAUUUGUACAUAGAAUAGGCAUCGGAGAUGACGCCGAUGACUUAGGUGUCAUCUGCUUAUACUUUCCAACUGUAGGCACACUUUUAAUGAAAUGGCAAAGGUUGAAUUCGUUUCAUUCCUCUCGGAC
Marchantia polymorpha subsp. ruderalis is the source of this 3016-nucleotide messenger RNA. The record is from the annotation of a GenBank genome assembly. Lineage: Eukaryota; Viridiplantae; Streptophyta; Marchantiopsida; Marchantiales; Marchantiaceae.